Molecule: messenger RNA, 869 nt
Organism: Racocetra persica
Lineage: Eukaryota; Fungi; Glomeromycota; Glomeromycetes; Diversisporales; Gigasporaceae
Source: the annotation of a GenBank genome assembly
CCUUAUAUUUUGAUCGUGAUGUGACUCGAGUAUUGAAAAUGUUUCGCACAUCAUUAACUGAUGGCUUACCCGCAACCGAAAUACCAGUACUAUUGAAACACUAUGGAUCUAAUCAACUACCUAAACCUCCAAAAACCUCCAUCCUUAAUAUGAUACUUAAUCAAUUAAAAGAUUUUAUGGUAUUAAUAUUGAUAGCUGCGGCAAUUGUUACUGCGGCAUUAAGUGACUUUAAGGAUAUGGGUGUACUGUUAUUUGUUAUCGUUCUUAAUACCAUAAUCGGAUUUACACAAGAAUACAAAGCAACAAAAGCUUUAGAGGCUUUACAAAAACUAUCUGUUCCAAAAGCUCAAGUAGUGCGUGAUGGUCAACAAAUGAUUAUUGAUUCCUCACAACUUGUUCCGGGUGAUAUAGUUAUUCUUGAAGAAGGUGAUGCAGUUCCUGCUGAUGUGCGUAUUGUAGAAUGUUCACAUUUAGAAGUUAUCGAAUCAAUCUUGACUGGUGAAAGUCUUCCGGUCAGCAAAAAUACUAAAAAAAUUUGGACAGCGACAAGGAAUCAUCCAUUAGGUGAAUGCAAAGGAAAUGCAUUCAUGUCAACUACAAUUGCCAGAGGUCGUGGUAAAGGAGUUGUAGUUAGAACUGGGAGUGACACUGAGAUUGGGAAAAUUAGUGCUGCUAUAACUUCAGUUAAACAAGUCAAAACCCCAAUUCAACGUAAAUUGUCAAAAUUAGGGAAAUGGCUGGUUUUACUUGCUUUUGUUUUGUGCAUUCUUGUUGUGAUAAUAGGAAUUGCAUAUAGACAUAAUGCAAUAACAAUGGUUUUUAUUGGUCUAAGUUUGGCCGUCUCUGUUAUUCCGGAAGGUCUAGUGGCU